Messenger RNA from Jaculus jaculus (lesser Egyptian jerboa), 8040 nucleotides. RefSeq names its product striatin (gene Strn). Gene Ontology annotation, cellular component: dendrite. The coding region runs from base 6 to 2339 and encodes 777 amino acids. Lineage: Eukaryota; Metazoa; Chordata; Mammalia; Rodentia; Dipodidae. The record is from RefSeq and is a predicted model, not a curated record. The transcript has 18 exons. Gene Ontology annotation, molecular function: armadillo repeat domain binding; protein-containing complex binding; calmodulin binding.
CCGCCAUGGACGAGCAGGCGGGUCCCGGCGUCUUCUUCGGCAACAACCACCCGGGCGCCGGCGCGGCCAAGGGGCUCGGGCCGCUGGCCGAGGCCGCCGCGACCGGCGACGGGGCGGGCGCGGCGCGGGCGCAGUACAGCCUGCCUGGCAUCCUGCACUUCCUGCAGCACGAGUGGGCCCGCUUCGAGGUGGAGAGAGCCCGGUGGGAGGUGGAGCGGGCGGAGCUGCAGGCUCAGAUCGCCUUCCUUCAGGGGGAGCGGAAGGGCCAAGAAAACCUGAAGAAAGACCUUGUGAGGAGGAUCAAAAUGCUGGAAUAUGCUCUUAAGCAGGAAAGAGCCAAAUACCACAAGUUGAAAUAUGGGACAGAAUUGAAUCAGGGAGAUAUGAAGCCUCCAAGUUAUGAUUCUGAUGAAGGUAAUGAAACAGAGGUGCAGCCACAACAAAAUAGCCAGUUAAUGUGGAAACAAGGUCGACAGCUACUUAGACAGUAUCUCCAGGAAGUGGGCUAUACAGACACUAUUCUAGAUGUGAAGUCUAAACGAGUGCGAGCUCUAUUGGGUUUUUCAAGUGAUGUCACUGACAGAGAGGAUGAAAAAAAUCAGGACUCAGUUAUAAAUGGCACAGAGGCUGAAGUGAGAGACACAGCAAUGAUUGGAAAAUCCGAGUUAACAGAUUCUGCCUCUGUGCUGGAAAACUUCAAAUUCCUUGAAAAUGCAGCUGCAGGUUUCAGUGAUGAGGACGAGGAUGACGACGUUGAUGGAAGAGAGAAAAGUAUCAUUGAUACUUCAACGAUUGUUCGGAAGAAAACAUUGCCUGAUACCAGUGAGGAUCGGGAUACAAAAGAAGCUCUAAAGGAGUUUGACUUCUUGGUUACAUCAGAGGAAGGAGACAAUGAGUCUAGAAGUGCAGGCGAUGGGACAGACUGGGAAAAGGAAGACCAAUGCCUCAUGCCUGAAGCUUGGAAUGUGGACCAGGGAGUAAUUACCAAACUCAAGGAACAAUACAAAAAGGAGAGAAAGGGGAAAAAGGGGGUGAAGAGGCCCAAUAGGUCAAAGCUACAAGACAUGCUGGCUAACUUGAGAGACGUUGAUGAGCUUCCUUCAUUGCAGCCAUCUGUGGGCUCGCCGUCGAGACCCAGCAGCUCCAGGCUUCCUGACCAUGAGAUCAGUCGGGCAGAUGAAGUGGAAGCACUGACAUUUCCUCCAUCUUCUGGGAAGUCAUUCAUCAUGGGAGCAGAUGAAGCCCUUGAAAAUGAACUGGGGCUUGGAGAACUAGCAGGCCUUACAGUGGCCAAUGAAGCAGAUUCAUUAGCCUAUGAUAUUGCAAACAAUAAAGAUGCACUGAGGAAGACGUGGAACCCUAAGUUCACGCUGAGAAGUCACUUUGAUGGCAUUCGGGCGCUUGCUUUCCACCCUGUCGAGCCUGUUCUGAUAACAGCAUCAGAGGAUCAUACAUUGAAAAUGUGGAAUUUGCAAAAAACAGCCCCAGCCAAAAAGAGUACUUCUCUUGAUGUAGAGCCCGUCUACACUUUCAGGGCACAUAAAGGCCCAGUGCUUUGUGUGGUAAUGAGUAGCAAUGGUGAGCAGUGUUACAGCGGCGGUACUGAUGGACUGAUCCAGGGCUGGAAUACCACCAACCCCAACAUUGAUCCUUACGAUUCUUACGAUCCUUCUGUUGUGAGAGGCCCUCUGCUGGGCCACACCGAUGCCGUGUGGGGUCUGGCCUACAGUGCAGCGCACCAGCGCUUGCUGUCCUGCUCGGCAGAUGGCACUCUUCGUUUAUGGAGUACAACCGAGGCCGCUCCCGCACUCAGUGUAUUUAACGACAGCCAAGAAUUGGGAAUCCCUGCCUCUGUGGAUCUAGUGAGCAGUGACCCGAGCCAUAUGGUAGCAUCAUUUAGCAAAGGAUAUACAAGCAUCUUCAACAUGGAAACGCAACAGCGAAUUCUCACGUUAGAAGCCAAUCUAGAUUCAACAGCCAGUUCUUCUUGCCAGAUCAAUAGAGUCAUCAGUCACCCCACUCUCCCUAUCAGCAUCACCGCCCAUGAAGACAGGCAUAUCAAGUUCUAUGACAACAACACAGGCAAGCUGAUCCACUCAAUGGUCGCACACCUAGAAGCUGUUACGAGCUUAGCAGUUGAUCCCAACGGCCUGUACUUGAUGUCUGGCAGUCAUGACUGUUCAAUACGCUUAUGGAAUUUAGAAAGUAAGACAUGUAUCCAGGAGUUCACCGCUCAUCGGAAAAAAUUUGAAGAAUCAAUUCAUGAUGUAGCUUUCCACCCAUCCAAGUGCUAUAUAGCGAGUGCUGGAGCCGACGCGCUGGCUAAAGUCUUUGUAUGAUGUGAUGCGUCAUUUUCGUCUUCUAGCUCUUUAUAAGUACCAACUGCACAAGAGAGAUGCAGAAGACCAGGGCAAGAGUCCCCCAUCCUGCCCCUCUGUUCUGCUGAAGGAGCACAGAGAACAUUGGUUAGAGUUUUGCAAUUCCUAUACUGUUUUCUAAAAUCAAGGUUUGUUCAGGUUGCUGCAAGCUCAGCUGAAUCUGUGAGCCUGAAAACUGUUUCACAUUUCCCCCCCAAAAGGCACCUUUUCUUCUGAAGUUGUUCUUCGCUAGGCAGGCCUAAGCGAGCACAGCUUAGCUUGUCCCUGCGAGUGAGCAGGGCGUGCUGUAAUGGGUCAUUCCAAGCUGGAUGGCUGCGGAUGAGCAGAGCAGAAACUAGAUUCACUUCUCUGAGAAAUUGUGUGAAACCUGUUAGGUAGUCAACGCAGUCAUCUGUGUCUGCUGUGCCUGUCCCAUGUGUACACUGACCAGACAGUGUUAAAAUGAGUUCUAACUUAGCUCCCCAUUCAGCUGUUUGUAUUAAGCACGUGGCAAAGCGUUUUACCUACUGGAAGGAAAAGAUGCAAUAUUGUGUUAAAUGUAUUAUUCAGAAAUGCUACACAAAUAUUUAGUUUGCAAGCAGAUUUCUAUCUCGUAUCCCAGGCUUGAACGUAAGCGUGGUGUGUUCUGAACGUUCGCUGCCAGGCGCCCACGCUGUGAGGAGUAGUGGCAGAGUCAGCUUUGACCUUUUCAUGUUGCAGGUUCUGUGUAAUUUUAAGGACAAACUCAAAACAUCUCUAUAAUAAUUUCCGCUUUAAAAUUCAUCUUGUGAUAUUCUACCAAGAUGAUUAUUUCAUACUUGUGAUAUCUUACCUCCUGGUGAUGGAAAAACAAUGAAAGUUAGCACCCAUUUUUAUCAAUAUCCCUUAAACCAUGCUUCACAUGAUCUCUGAUAUUCUCUUCCUUUCACAUUCAUGUUUUCUGACACCUACCAAAAACCGUUCAUAGUUACUGUGUUUUGUAGUCCAAAGAGUAUGGUUUACCUCAGGCAACUGCUUUCACAGCAGUACUAAAUAAAACAAAUGUUUUGUACCCCAGAAGUCUACUAGUAUCUCUAAGAAGAGCCCCUAGGAAAUCUAGUUGGGAGAGUUUAAUGCCUGUGUUGACUAAGACGUUCUCUCUCCCCCAUUGUUUAAUUGGAAUACAUAUCUUAAGAAACAGUGAAUCAACAUUGUUUCUGAACAAAAAAAAACAAAAAAAAAAAACAAACUAUGUCUUAAAAUGCCAGGUUUCACUUUACCUGUGACCCAUAUGUGGUCAGCUUUUGGGAUUCUCAUGACUCAGCUGUCUAGUAAAGGUAGUAUCUGAUCAUGAAGACAUCCUGCAUACAACCAUCAGCCCUCCUCAUACCUUUUUUUUCCCCCCAAAUGGCAGAGACUAAUAUAGACAUUUUAAAUAAAAUAAAUCAUUAAUGUCCAACUUUUCACCAAAAUGUAUAACCACAAGUUCUCAGUCUUAAAAAAUUAUGUCUGAGUAUUUUAGAUCAUUAAAAUAACUCCUUUGUUUCUGACCCUGCACAGUCCAUUGUUGAAGCCAUGGCACCUCUGAUGAUGUAUACUAAUGUCCAUUGAAGUAGUAUUCCAAUGGUGAUAUUGAUAAUGAUAAGGCAGUGUUUCUUUCUUCUCACCUGCCUUUAGAAUUCUGCAAUGUAUAGGCACAUUUUUGUUAGUUAUAAGACCUGUGAUACAUUUGCCUGAUUGUUAUACAGACAUGUGUUUUAACAGAAAUAUAUAUUUUUCCCCAUCUGUGUGCUUUGGUUAACAAGCAGGCUUAAAAGGCUUCUUUGUAUAAUCAAGUGAAUUAUCCUAGACAUAGCUACCAGGUAAAUGCUUACAUGCUCAUGUAGAUAUUUAAUUCCACAUCGCAAUUAGUAAAUUCUUUUCCAUUUUUAAAAUGAACAGUCGGAGCUGCUGAUAAUAACAUUUGUAGAAUAUGAGAAAAUUCCAGUCAGAGACCCUCAGUUGGUAUAUUUAUGAUAGCCACAAGCCUGUUUUUCUACCAGUUAUUGAUUUUUCCCCCCUUUUACCUUCCAAAGUCUUGCGUGCCUGCUCUGGUCAUUUGUGUCAGUGAGACUCUGAAAACUAAGAUUCGCUGCCCUGCGCCUUUCAUGCCUCGUGGUGGAACUUUUUGUAUUACUGAGUGAGGAAUGACCUUGAGGUACGCCAACCCGGACAAGUGAUGGAGUUGCUGGAACUUCUUUAGGAAGCCAGGGUGGAGUCAUCGGAGACUGGACCUCGAAGAGACUCUCCUCAAGUAGCCCUGGGCGGGGUCAGCCUAGACUUGAGCCAGAGCUAUCUUCCAGCCAGGGGUCUGUCGCAUGUCUGUGGGUCUGACUCCCCUCCUGCUGAUUCAGGGGAAAUCCAUAAAGUGAGCAGAUUCAGGGUUCAGUCACUGACACGCUUUCAGGAGUGGUUGGUUUGUAAAAUUUGGGGUGAGGAGUGUUGGAGUAUCAUGAAAGGCAGCAGGUGUGGGUUCCUGCCUUCUUUUCAUGUGCGUGGAUCCAUCUUUGGGGGCUUGCAGGCCCCUUUCAAACUCAGCUGUCCUGUGGGGCUCGUUUGCUGCUCAAGCCACAGACAAAUAUCUAACAUAAAUGGUGUGAUGACCUUCAGUAUUUUUCUAUUGAAUAAAUUUAUCGAUUUUGCCAUUAAACAGAAAUUAGUUAUGCAAAAUAUUUAGCUUUUGUAAUCAUUUUAGUUAUGACUAAAAGGGGGAAAUUGAACUGCAUCACUGAUAAUGAACUUUGUGAAAAUUUUUUUGUUUAUCUUUCAUUCCUUCAGUAUUGCUAUAAAUUUCUUUUGAAGAAAUGAUGAUUUAUUUGAAAAAUGUCUAAAAUGUAUGUAUAUUUUAUAAAUAUAUAUUAUAUAUAUUAUAGGGAUAUAUAUAAUAUAUAUAGACUAUAUAUAUAUAUCUAAACCAUAGGUGCAUUUUACUGUUUUGUACUUUCAUGUUUGGAGGUAAUUCACACAGCAGAUAACGAUGAAAGUUGUGCUGUUUGCUUUGCAGUAUAAUACAUAGUUCUAAAUGUCUAAAUUACUGUAUAUACUAUAUUCACUAUAGGCUAGCAUGCUUGUUUUAAAGACUGUCAUUCUAGUUUAUUAAAAUCUGAAUGUAAGAAAACCUGGCUAUUCAAAUGUGAAUUGAAAUAUUCCAUUCUCAGUACUGAACUAUUUCCAAUGAACAUUCAGGCUUUUUAACAGAAUCUUAAAUCAUCGAGAAGGCAAUAGCUAGAAAAUGAGAGGUGCCUUUAAAAAUACAAACGCAGCCUUACGGUGAGGAUGAAGAUUGAGUUUGUGUCGGGGGAGGGAGGGGGAGCAGAGAGAGUAAGAGAGUGAGUGUGUGUGUGUGUGUGUGUGUGUGUGUGCCAAUUGUGAAGGUCCUGAUUUGUGACCGUCGAUGUCUUUUUAAUGUACCUGCGCAACUUCUAGGAUGUCAAGGGACAUUUCAUGCGUUGUCUCUAUGCUCUUCUGAGUACCAUGUAUGCUUUUCAAGAAUUUUGAAUGUGAAUUCCUACAAAUUUCAGUAGGGAAUAAAUAGCUAUUCUUCAACUAAAGUCAAGUUCAGGUGAAAGAAAUUAUUGGUUCACCAAAAUUAUGGGAGCUAAUUAAUGUAAGUUUUUAUUUUUUAUUUUUCUGGAUUUCUUUUUUUUUUCCGAGGUAGGGUCUCACUCUGGUCCAGGCUGACCUGGAAUUAACUAUGUAGUCUCAGGGUGGCCUUGAACUCAUGGCGAUCCUCCUACCUCUGCCUCACAAGUGCUGGGAUUAAAGGCAUGUGCCACCAUGCCCAGCUAAUGUAAGUUUUUAAAGGUUUGCUUUUCAGUGCUUUUCAUAUAUUUUCCUUUCCUUAAGAGCAUGUUAUGAAAUUUUUAUGUCCUGAGGAUUCAGUUAGUAUAAGUCACUUUUAGAUUAAACACUUGAACUAGUUAAGUUCCACCUAAAGGUAGACUUAAAGUAUUUAAGUGGCAUCUCUCAUAUCUACCUCGUUGUCAUUGCUGCCAUUUUAAUCAAAGAAAAUCUUUAAAAUAAAAGAAGGUCUUGGUCUCAUCUGAAAUGAUGUCCGGAUGCUAUUAUUUAAGAAUCUGUUGGUGCUUUUCUCAGGCGCUGUCAUCCAAAUUGUGUUGUCACAAGUAAAAUUGAAAGGCUUAGGAUUAAUUUUAGGGUUUUUUUUUUUUUUGAAAGUAGAGAGAGUUAAUCUCUGGUUGUUAUAUGUCUAUGUGAUAUUUCAACCCAAAGUUAAAAAUUAUCAUUGAAUUUGUUUGAAAUACUGGGCAUGUGGCACAUGCCUGUAAUUCCAGCACUUGGGAGGUGGAGGCAGAAAGAUCAGCAACAAAAAGAAUUUACCUGAAAAAAAAAAAAGUUCUAAUUUUACUCAGCCUACUUUUUUUCUUUGAAAGCUGUUUCCACACUGUUAGUAUAGAACAUUUAUUGUACUUGCUCAGAAGUUGCCUCCAUGACCAUGGUCUUUGUUUAUAUGUAGAACUGCAGUAUUUUUAAGUGUGUGACACUGGGAUUUUGGUUGUACAAAAAGUAGAAGCUGACUGAACUAUGUAUAUUUUUGUGAAAUGUACCAUUUCCUAAAGUCCAUUUCAGAGGAAGAUCCAGAAAACUCACGCCUGUAUUUAGCAGCUUGUGGUAAAGGACUGGAGUCAGCACCCUUGGAUCUCCACACCAGUGUAAAGGACUUGAGUCAGUGCAGCUUAUCUCUGUAUCUGUAUGGGGUUCCACAGUGAACAAAGAUUUAUUUAACACAACCUUCAUAUCAGUUUUUCACUUAAAAAAAAAAAAAGCCAAUGUUAGACUAGAAGAGAUCAUUAGAUCCUGCUCAUUUAUUCCAGCAGCAUUCCUGAAGUGGUGCUUAGGAGUCAGAUUUUUCUGGAUCUUUGUAAGUCAAGCUUUACAUUUUAUUUCACUGGAACCAUAUGCUUGUCAUCACCUGAUGCAAGUUAGAAAGUGCAUGUUAAUUUGAUUAACUCCAAUGUCUGCCUGGGUUUUUAACAGGCUGUGAACCUUUGAGUGCCUUGUUAAGGUAGAAUGAUCCCCCCCCCCCCCCCCCCGUUGAGUGUUCGCUCUUUCUGAAAAAUGAACGUUUCAGAGACUGGUAUUAAUUGGCUUAGGAGAGCUGCUAAAUUUGGUAUUACCAGCAUAAGAAGGGAUUUGUUCUACAACCCACCAACCCUCCUUUCCCGCUUUCUCUUCAUUGCUUGGCUGAAGUUGGCCUCUUGGGAGAAAACAAAUACAGCCUCCUUCUCCACACAUUGUUUUUCCAUUCCAGAUUAAAAGGAGAAUCUGUCCCCCACCUGCAGCUAUUGAUCGAACCCUUGUUUUAGGAAUAUCCACUUCUUUGUAAUCACUAAAUCUACUGGUUAUCUUAUUCUGUCUUCUCAGAGUCGGCUUACUGGAGUGGGACUCAGGGUAUCAUCAGUUCGGAUUCCUAAAUAAACCUUCUCUCCUCACCCAAGCCCUCACUGGUGAUCCCUGGGCCAGACUGUUUGAUCUUCAGGUGUUUUCAUUUUACUUAUAUCAAUUAAUGUAAACCCAAAUGCUAAUUUUUGUGGUGCAAAAAGUUUCUUUUGUAAAUUCAGGGUAUGGAUAAGCUAAUUAUGAUAUCCAAUUUUGGUGGCUCUAAGUGUAUUAUUUGUUUUUAAAUAAAGUGUACAAAUAUAGAUAA